Molecule: messenger RNA, 554 nt
Organism: Psylliodes chrysocephalus
Lineage: Eukaryota; Metazoa; Arthropoda; Insecta; Coleoptera; Chrysomelidae
Source: the annotation of a GenBank genome assembly
AUCCUCGACGUCCUGAGGAGUUACUUCUGGUGUCCAAGGAUCGUGAUACAGCAGAAUCCGGGUAACGUGGACCACCUCCCGUUUACAAUUCGGGGAUGGCCCCUUACGGAUUUCAUUAUUCUAGUCUGUGCCUUCAUUGCCAUCGCAGCUGCUGCUCCCCAGUACGUUAACAGUCACGAAGAGACUCACCAUGCACAUCAACUUAACUACGGCGGCCACCAUGGAAACGGCGAAUCACCAAAACAAGCUAGAAUUCUUCGUUACGAAACUGAGCAAGGAGUAGGACCUGAAGGAUACAAAUAUGCUGUAGAAACUAGUGACGGUGUUGUAAAAGAAGAACAAGGUGUCUUCGAAAAUGCCGGAACCAAAGAAGAAUCCCUUAAAGUUGUAGGUCGUUACCUCUAUCCCGGUGGUCCCAACGGAGAACUCUUGACCAUUGAAUAUGUAGCCGAUAAAAAUGGAUUCCAACCUAUAGGUGAACACAUUCCCAAACCUGUAGAACCAGUAGUACAAGGAGUACAUGGAUCAAAUGGAGCACAUGGAGUAUAUGGAGC